This is a messenger RNA of Sarcophilus harrisii (Tasmanian devil), 601 nucleotides long. RefSeq names its product thyroid stimulating hormone subunit beta (gene TSHB). The coding region runs from base 55 to 471 and encodes 138 amino acids. The transcript has 3 exons. Gene Ontology annotation, biological process: G protein-coupled receptor signaling pathway. Gene Ontology annotation, cellular component: extracellular region; cytoplasm. NCBI's taxonomy places the organism in Eukaryota, Metazoa, Chordata, Mammalia, Dasyuromorphia, Dasyuridae. Gene Ontology annotation, molecular function: hormone activity. The record is from RefSeq and is a predicted model, not a curated record.
GCCAAGAGCUUUCCGUGUGUCUCAUUGCUGUGCCUGUUCUUCAUUGCAGUCAGCAUGACUGCUACUUUCCUGAUGUCUCUGCUUUUUGGACUUGCAUUUGGACAAACAAUAUCUUUUUGUGUUCCAACUGAAUAUAUUAUGUACAUUGAACGAACAGAAUGUGCAUACUGCCUAACCAUCAAUACCACCGUUUGUGCUGGAUACUGCCUGACUCGGGACAGCAAUGGAAAGAUGUUCCUCCCUAAAAGUGCUCUCUCCCAGAAUGUGUGCACAUAUAAAGACAUCACCUACAGGACAGCGAUGUUGCCAGGCUGCCCUCGCCAUGUCAGCCCCUAUUUCUCAUACCCCGUGGCUAGGAGUUGCAAGUGUGGUAAAUGUAACACAGACUACACUGACUGCAUACACGAGGGUGUCAGGACAAACUACUGUACAAAACCACAAAAGCCCUCUUUGGAGGGAUUUCCUGUUUAAGAGAGCUAUGUGAUCUGCUGUUCAAGGUUAAAUGUUAACUCUACUUCACCUAUGUCAACUUAACGUAGAGCACCCAGUGAUUAAAAUAUUUCCGUAUUUCAUAACAAUUGUGUGUGACUUUCUAUUUCAU